Molecule: messenger RNA, 528 nt
Organism: Parnassius apollo (apollo)
Lineage: Eukaryota; Metazoa; Arthropoda; Insecta; Lepidoptera; Papilionidae
Source: the annotation of a GenBank genome assembly
AUGAUGGAAUACGGAAGAACGCGCAAAGGGCCGCUGCCUGGAGGUCGCCAGGGCGCGUCUGGAGCUGGCGCUGGACGCGGCAGCAUGCGAACCGCCAGCCGAGCGCGAGGUGCUGCACGACCACCCAGCAGCCCCUCGCAUCCAUCAUCCCCACCAGCUGGCUUGGUGUCGGCAGGGUCUUCGCGGGCCCAGCAAUCGGCACCCGCCUCUGGUGGAGUACGCCGCAUGCGUUGGACAACCCAGAUGAACAGCAACGCAUUGCGGGCGUAUUUUAGGGCGAAAGGGGGAGAAACUGGAUGUUUGGCGUAUCGGGCUAGGAUUCCUUCAUCGGGUGAAAAUGCUGUGGCUGAGGAUGCGGCGCCACAACUUGCUGAGCAAACGGCAAAUGUAGAUGCCGCCGUGAACACGCCAGUUGUGAUUGAUUCAGACGAUGAUGGAACAGUCGCCCAGGAACUGGAACUAGAGCAAAUGAGGAGUACAUUGGAAGAGGCGAUUGUGAAAACGCGCAGUACGCCUCUCGAAAAUUGA